Messenger RNA from Priapulus caudatus, 1803 nucleotides. RefSeq lists its product as uncharacterized. Gene Ontology annotation, biological process: DNA integration. Lineage: Eukaryota; Metazoa; Priapulida; Priapulimorpha; Priapulimorphida; Priapulidae. The transcript has a single exon. The coding region runs from base 1 to 1803 and encodes 600 amino acids. Gene Ontology annotation, molecular function: nucleic acid binding. The record is from RefSeq and is a predicted model, not a curated record.
AUGCAGAUUCACCACUUCUCCGACGCCAGUUCCACAGGUUACGGCCAGUGCUCAUACUUGAGAAUGACGAAUAAGGAGGGUAGUGUGCACUGCACAUUACUGAUGGGAAAAUCGAGGGUCGCCCCACUCAAAACAGUUACGAUACCACGCCUGGAGCUUACAGCCGCACUUCUGUCAAUUAAAGUGAGCACAUUUCUUCAGAGAGAGCUACCACUGGAGAACGUCGAAAAUAUCUAUUGGACAGACAGUAAUGUAGUGCUCGGCUACAUCAACAACGACGAGAAGCGCUUUCAUGUGUUUGUAGCCAACAGAGUGUGCCAGAUUAGACAACACUCUUCACCAUCUCAGUGGAGACAUGUCCGAACACAUGAAAAUCCAGCAGAUGAAGCGUCAAGAGGACUGACCGUCAAUCAAAUUGCCACCUCGAAAUGGUUGUCUGGUCCCAGCUUUCUGUGGGAAAGGGAAUUUUCUCAUACUGGCAGGAGGGAAGGAUUUGUCAUUUCACCAACUGACCCUGAGGUGAAAAGGACUUGCGUGCAUGCCACCUCAAUAGAUCAGCCAGGAUUUGACCUGAAGCGUCUGGAUCGCUUUUCUGACUGGUAUCAGGUAAAGAGAGCAGUAGCAAACUGUCUACGUGUUAAGGCUUUCUUACGACAAAUUUGUAUGAAGAAGCAUCACAUCCACGAAGCCGAGAGUACUGGGAAUCUGAAUGCAAACCCCAUGUCGGUUGAAAUGCUACGACAGGCCGAGAAAGAAAUUAUCAGCCAGGUUCAAAGGAAAGCGUUUGCUGAUGAGAUCAAGGUGUUAGAAAGGCCUGAAGAUGCAGACGCUGAGUCUGUUCGAGAGAGAAAGCGUUACUUAAAGAAAGCCACUCGUCUUCAUCAGCUUGAUCCUUUCUUGGACAGUAAUGGCAUAAUGCGAGUGGGAGGACGUAUUCGCAGAGCUGAAACAUCAUAUGAGAGCAGACAUCCAGCCAUCCUGCCCCAAGGAUCCCACAUGACCGACUUGAUCAUUCGACACUGCCACGAACAAACCGCGCACCAAGGUCGUGGCAUGACGAUAAAUCAGUUGAGAUCAAGUGGCUUCUGGAUUCUCGCGGGUAGCCGGAUAGUCUCCAGACUCAUUCGCAAAUGCGUGACCUGUUGCAAGCUACGGGGAAAAAUCCAGUGGCAAAAAAUGUCAGACCUACCCGGGGACAGAGUUGAACCUGCUCCGCCAUUCACAUAUUCCUGCAUGGAUUGUUUUGGGCCAUUCAUCAUUAAGGAGGGCAGGAAAGAAAUGAAGAGAUAUGGCCUACUAUUCAGCUGUAUGGCGUCAAGAGCCAUCCACAUCGAGACUUUGAAUUCGUUAUCAACAGAUUCAUUCAUCAACGGAUUGAGAAGGUUCUUGUCUACUAGAGGUCCUGUACGCCAGCUGCGUUCGGACAGGGGCACUAACUUUGUUGGCGCGGAAACAGAGCUGAAGGGUCAGACGCGAACAUGUAAUGGGAAAAUAAAAGACUUUCUUGUCAAAGAGGGUUGUGACUACACGGAGUUCAAGUUCAACGUCCCCUCAGCCAGUCACAUGGGCGGUGUCUGGGAACGACAAAUUCGCAGUAUUCGUCGUGUGCUGGAAGCAUUGAUGCUUCAGUCGAGCCAACAACUCGACGACGAAUCCCUUCGUACUUUCUUGUGCGAAGCGGCAGCCAUCGUGAGCAGCAGGCCACUCACGGUAGACAACUUGAAUGAUCCAACACAUGCAGAGGCGUUGACACCAAAUGAUCUUCUGACCAUGAAGAGCAAGGUACUUUUACCCCCGCCUUGA